Chelonus insularis is the source of this 2436-nucleotide messenger RNA. RefSeq lists its product as uncharacterized. The transcript is spliced from 8 exons. The record is from RefSeq and is a predicted model, not a curated record. The coding region runs from base 1249 to 1992 and encodes 247 amino acids. Lineage: Eukaryota; Metazoa; Arthropoda; Insecta; Hymenoptera; Braconidae.
GAGUGCUAUUUCUACACACGAUGAGUUCAUAGUUUGUAACGCUUUUAAAUCGUUACAAAUAAUAAAAAUGAUUUUAAAAAAUGAAAAAUUGUAAAGUAAUAAAGCUAUUUAGAGUUGGAUGAAUUUAAAGAAUGGCAUUUUAGUCGAUAAAUUAUUAGCUAAAUAGAUGAAAAUAAAGAAGUUUUUGAUGAAAAUAUAAAUGAAAAGGUUUGAUGGUGCCGCCUAAUCAUACUAGUACUGCUACUACUGGCUCAGUAGGUGUUUUACCAUGUUAAAAUUAACUCGUAGCUCGACGGUAGAAAUCUAAAUAGUACCAUGAUCAAAAAUGCUAGGCAAUAGAUACAUGAGCACAAUGUUCUCUAUAUCUACAGCUAGUUCAAGCCUGAUUUUAGGUAUAGUCUGUUUGGUGAUAACCUUGUAUCCGUUGUAUAUAUAUAUAUGUAUAUAAUCGGAUCCUCCCUGAUCCAGAUGCGACGGCGUCGAAAACAUCUAGCGAGGCAUUGCGAGUGAUCACGAAUAGUCACGAAAAUGUCAGGAUGAGGUAUCUGAAUGUUUUCCGUAGCUUGCGAAUCACCAAAGGAGUAAUACAUAAGAGGAGCUUCGUCGAGUAAAUUUGUCCGCGAGAUAGGAGUUACUUGUAAUUUAUUUACGCGUUAACUAAUUAUUUUUCACACGAUGAUUACAAUACCUCGAUAUUCAUUACAUACAUAAUAAACCAAAAUUUUCAUAUUGAAAUUUAAUUUUUUUAAUCUUUCUUUUUAAUUUACAUCACUUGCUAUUCUCUAAUUGACUACUUGUUAUUUAACUUUUAACAUUUAUAGUCAUUUAUUUUCUUAUUUAUUUUUUUAUUGUAAGAUUUAAUAACUUCUAUGUCUUUGUAAUUUGUAAUGAAUUAAAAAUUCUUUUUAUUUAACAUUCAUGAAAAUUCACACAAUAUAUAUAUAUAUCUAAUUUCUAAAAUCAAAGCCACUAAUAAAAAAUCACAAAAAAUAAACUAAUCAAACUUUAUUCAAAUACUCAUCACAUGAUUUAAUAUAUUUAAUCUGUGAUUUUUUAAACAAAUUAAAUUUUUAUCAAAUAUUCUGGUGACAAAGAUGGUUUAAUUUCUAUUGAAAAUAGCAUAUAUAACAAUAAAUAUUAUAAUUCUAACACAAGAUAAUAAAUAAUAUGUAUGAGCAGAAACCACUGACCAUUAGCAGUAGUUUAAAAGUUUAAGGUGAUAAACAAUAUAAGUGUAAAUUAAUUAUAAUGGGAAAAGGUGACAAGCGAAGUGGUGUAAGUCAACAGCGUACCGACGCUGGCACCAAUUUUGUAGGCAAGUUUACCCAAAGUGUUCGAAGAAUCGUCCAAGAUGUGAAAGACGAAGGAGCAUCGAACGGACAAACAAAGGAAGAUUUAAUCGAAAUAAAUGAACGUCUUAGAACAGUUAGAAUACGAUUGGACUCAAGUUAUGAAACAGCAAAAUGUGCUCUAACCAAUCUUAUGGCAAAAUAUACAGACAGCAAACAAGUACGCAACGUAUUCCAACGGUAUAAUACUCUCAAAAUAAUCAUCAAGGACGUUAUUAAGUUGGAAACUCAAUAUUGGACUCUUGUUGACAUCCCUCGACAAGAGAAACAGGAAACAGUACCAUCUUUUGUAUUACGUGCAUGUGCUAUUAUAGAAAAAGCACAGAAAAGCGGCGAGAGCACCAAAACUUCAGCUAGGCUUAUCGAGGAAGCUGAAAAUAAAAGAGAACGCAUUGAUCGUUUAGAAAAUAUGAACACAUCUCAAAUUGAAGCUGAAAAUACACAAAUUAUAAAUGAUCUAUAUCGACUUUUGAAAAAAUAUACUGGACUACGAAAUCUUAUUCGAGAUUUAAAAGAAGAAUACAAUAAUUCAAAAAUUUAUCCUAUGUUUCCUCGUUAUAAAAUUUUGAAGGAUAUGAUAAAAGAUAUAAUGCAUAACCCACAUUACAUGGAAGUUUGCCAUGAAAUACAUGACCAAGUAUAAUAUGUGAAAUUUAUCAUCGAUAGUAUAAAUUAUGAUCAACAUCAAAAAUUGAUUAUUUUCAUCAAGAUUAUCCAAAGUAGAAAAAAAUUGAUCUUUUACAUCGUCAUCAUAAUGAAAAAAUUUCAACAAUAAGUCCUAAUUUUUCGUUUAAAGUUUUUGCACUUCUAUUGAAUUACAUCUGACAUGACUGAAUAAUUCGGUAAGCUAAAGAAAAAGUGUGAUAAAUUCUUCAAUUCUCUUUAAUUAGUCAGCUCGUAUUUUCUACAACAGCUAAUAAUUUACUAUUUUUUAUUUUUUAUAUUUGCUUCAAAAUUAACGUAGAAGUUUAUUGAAGAAACAAGAAUAAUACUAAAAAUAAUUAUUUAUUAAUCAAUGUAUUUAUUGUUAGUAUUAUUAUAAGAGAAGAAGGCAUUAUAAGAAUAUUUAAUUUAAUAAUAUUAGAGA